AUGGAUACUAAAUGUAUGAGUGUUAUUGAGAAUGAAGCUGACGGCCUACAAAGAUCUGAAUUAAUGUUGAAUACUAUUGAGCAGAAGGGGAAGGGUAUUGUAGUCAGUGAGAGAAGCGAUGAAGAAUCAGUUUGGUCCGAAUGCCCUGAUCAUAUGCUUGAGGUGAUGUUUUCGAGCCUACCGGUCGAGUUCAGUUCACGAUUUCGCAUUGUGUGUAAAGAAUGGAAUACUCUCUUAUCCUCUAACAGAUUUCUAUCUUCAUUGCCAGAGGGAGAUCCAUGGAUUCUUCGAUGCAGCUCAACGCAUGCCAUGGCGUACUGUUUUCUCACGCAAUCUUGGAAGACUAUUUCCCUUCGUUUCUUGCCAAGCGAAACAAUUAGAAGUCUCUCACAGGAACAUUCAAUUGUUCAUAGUUCAGGUGCAGGCCUACUGCUAAUCGCGAGAAUUAGAGGACCUCAGAAAAAAUAUAUAAUCUGUAAUCCACUUACAAGCACAUACAGAUAUCUUCCCACUGUCAUAGCAAACAAUGUACGUGCAGUGACAAUAAUGGACAACGGAGAGUCCUACAAAAUUGUGGGUUUGUCGAAUAAACGAAACCCCACUUGCAUACAAAUUUACAAUUGCUUUGAAAAGUCAUGGCAAAUUGAAGUUGAGUUGCCUCUGCCCAGAGAGGAUUUUAGUUUUCUUUAUAUUGUGUGUGUCAAUGGUCUUCUCAUCUAUACUUCAUGGGAUUACAAAAUUGUGGUUUGGAACGUGGAAGAUAAGCGAACGCAACUAGUGCCCUUUCCAGAGGUGGAUCAAUCGAUUCUGCGGGAUAAUAUGAACAUUCCGUUAUAUAGACUGGCUAGACUGGCUAAACUGGCUGUAUGUGGAUCUUCGUUCCUGUUUAUAUUAAUAUAUCUACAGAUAAACCCAGAUCAAAGAGUAGUGAAUUCUCACCUGAAUGUAUGGGAAUUGAAAUGGGAAAAUGAGGAUAUGUCAAUAUGGACUUGGAGGGAGGUGACAAGAAUGCCUCCCGAUAUGUGUCAAGAAUUUAUAAAGGCGGGCUAUUUACUUGAAUCAAUUUUUCUUUCACAGUAUCAAGCUGUCAAUGUCGGAAAUUUCCUCUGCCUCACAAAUGGGUAUAGAAAUACCGAGUUGUUUGUCUACAGCUUACAUGGGAAGUGCUGGAGUCGGAUCAAGCUUCGUCAAUCUGUCAGAUUUCAAAGGUAUAAAUCAAUUUUGGGGUUUCAGCCUAAGCCAGACAUGAAGGUAUAG
This is a messenger RNA of Cryptomeria japonica (Japanese cedar), 1257 nucleotides long. RefSeq names its product F-box/kelch-repeat protein At5g15710-like. NCBI's taxonomy places the organism in Eukaryota, Viridiplantae, Streptophyta, Pinopsida, Cupressales, Cupressaceae. The transcript has a single exon. The record is from RefSeq and is a predicted model, not a curated record. Gene Ontology annotation, molecular function: protein binding. The coding region runs from base 1 to 1257 and encodes 418 amino acids.